Choloepus didactylus (southern two-toed sloth) is the source of this 4356-nucleotide messenger RNA. It is a transcript of the gene KIF24, whose product is annotated as kinesin family member 24. Gene Ontology annotation, molecular function: ATP binding; microtubule binding; microtubule motor activity. Lineage: Eukaryota; Metazoa; Chordata; Mammalia; Pilosa; Megalonychidae. Gene Ontology annotation, biological process: microtubule-based movement. The record is from RefSeq and is a predicted model, not a curated record. The transcript has 14 exons. Bases 186 to 4286 code for a protein of 1366 amino acids.
UCGAACCGGCGCUUUGAGGCGUUGCCAUGGGGAUGCGGUCUGGCCGCUGCCGCAGGCUUGCGGGUUGACGGGACGCUCAGGUCGCCGGCCUUGGGACUCUGUCCUGUCGGUGUCGACUUCUCCUGUCUUUAGACAGAACUAAACGUGGAGGAAUCUGGAAGCCCCCAAGAAACUUAUUCCCAAAAAUGGCAUCUUGGUUGUAUGAAUGUCUUUGUGAAGCUGAACUUGCACAGUAUUAUCCCCAUUUUACUGCCUUUGGCCUUCAGAAAAUAGAUGAAUUAGCCAAGGUUACAAUGAAGGACUAUUCCAAAUUGGGAGUCCAUGACAUGAAUGACCGCAAGCGUCUCUUCCAACUUAUCAAAAUCAUUAAGAUUAUGCAAGAAGAAGAGAAAGCAGUUUGUAGCCCAGAGCAUCUUCUUCAGACAAGCAGUCUGUAUAUGAAGCCUCGGGAAUCCAGAUCAGGUCCUCGCAGGCAGCUGCAUUUUGAUUCUCCUGUUGACAACCAAGACAGAACUGCCAGAAAAGAUGGGUUUGAAAUCUGCAAUUUAACAGAUAUCUCUGCAAAUGAACAGAAGUCCUGUUACCUAAAAGUACGGGAGAACAUGCUACCAGAUGAUUCCCAGUACCAGACAAAAACAAGAAUUCUCAGUGCCACAGCUGCUUCUUCCUUUGUGCAAACAGAAAUGAAUACCUCACUCUUUUCAUCAAAUUACUUUUCUCCAAUACUGGGAGAUUGUGAUAUUCCCAUUGUUCAAAGAGUCUGUCAUGUUUCAGCAUAUAACUAUGGAAUCCCUCAUUCUUGUAUCAGGCAGAAUACCUCAGAAAAAGAGAAUCCUUGGACUGAGAUAGAGAAAAUUAGAGUUUGUGUUCGAAAACGCCCUCUGGGCAUGAAAGAAUUACGUCGCGGAGAAAUUAAUAUUCUUACUGUGGAAGACAAAGAAACUCUACUUGUGCAUGAGAAGAAAGAAGCAGUUGACCUCACACAAUAUAUCCUUCAGCAUGUUUUUUAUUUUGAUGAAGUCUUUGGUGAGGCAUGCACCAAUCGGGAUGUAUACAUGAAGACUACUCACCCACUCAUUCAGCAUAUUUUCAAUGGAGGCAAUGCCACUUGCUUUGCAUAUGGACAGACAGGUGCUGGAAAGACGUACACCAUGAUAGGAACUCAUCAGAACCCAGGAUUGUAUGCCCUGGCUGCCAAAGAUAUCUUCAGACAACUAGAGGUGUCCCAGCCAAGAAGGCACCUUUUUGUGUGGAUCAGCUUCUAUGAAAUCUACUGUGGACAGCUUUAUGACCUCCUAAAUAGAAGAAAAAGGCUCUUUGCAAGAGAAGACAGCAAACACGUGGUACAGAUAGUGGGACUGCAUGAGCUUCAGGUGGAUAGUGUGGACCUCCUCUUAGAGGUGAUCUUAAGGGGCAGCAAGGAGCGCAGCACUGGGGCCACUGGAGUUAAUGCAGACUCUUCCCGCUCCCAUGCUAUCAUCCAAAUUCAGAUCAAAGAUUCAGCCAAGAGGACAUUUGGCAGGAUCUCUUUUAUUGACUUGGCUGGCAGUGAAAGAGCAGCAGAUGCCAGGGAUACAGAUAGACAGACAAAGAUGGAAGGCGCAGAAAUAAACCAGAGUCUUCUAGCUCUGAAGGAAUGUAUCCGAGCACUGGAUCAGGAACACACCCACACUCCUUUCAGGCAAAGCAAAUUAACUCAGGUCUUGAAGGACUCUUUCAUUGGCAAUGCCAAAACUUGCAUGAUUGCCAACGUCUCACCAAGCCACAUGGCCACUGAACACACUCUGAAUACCUUGCGCUAUGCUGAUCGGGUGAAAGAACUAAAGAAAGGUAUUAAAUGUUGCACUUUAGCCACCAGUCGAAAUCAGAUGUCUGGAAACUCCUCUCCAAAACGAAUUCAGAGCCCUCCCAUGGCCCUGCUAGGGGACAAGUGUUCUCCCAAGAAAGUGAAGCUGGGGCUUCAGCAGUCGCUCACCAUGGCAUCUGGCUCUGCGAGAGGGAAGGCCCAUCCUCUGGCUGGCCACUCACCCAACAUCCCUUUUGCUUCUGUACCUAAAGUCCCUGGUAAAAGGAGUGGCUCCAGAGGAAGUCCUCCCCAAAGCUGGGUCAUUCAGACUAGCCCUGUUAAACGAACCAUGAGGGCUGGACAUUUGGCCAAAAAGAAGGCUGAAGAAUCAGUGCCAUCAUGCUCUGAGAAAAAUCAAAUCAGCCACAAAACUGCCCUUGGGUGGGGAAGCAGGGCCCCUGGCCUAGGAGAAAGCCUGGUGCCUGGUAAACUGCCCACCAAGGGCAAGAAAGUGCAGACUGUGCAGCCAGUGCAGAAGCAGCCUGUGGCACGCUCUGAGCUCUCCUCUGGCGACAGCCACCACUCAGCAGAAUCCAGUCAGGACGACAAGGGGGGCAUGCUUGCCAGGCCUGCCUCAGAAGCUUGGACAAACAUCCCUCCACAUCAGAAAGAGAGAGAGGAACACUUGCGCUUUUAUCACCAGCAGUUCCAGCAGCCACCUCUCCUCCAACAAAAGUUAAGGUACCAACCACCGGAAAGGUUUUUAUGUCAGUUCGGGCCUCAAGAGGGUCAGCUCCAGAAUGAGACCCCUCCCCUGUUGCACUCCUAUUCCAAGAGCCAGGAUGGAACCCAAGCUGAAGACCUUGAUGACAGCGAUUUCAGUGAGGAUUCUUUUUCCCACGUCUCCAGUCAGAGUAGCACAAAGCAGAGAAACACCCUGGAGAAUAGUGAAGGCUCAUUCUUCCUCCAUCAGAGGGAGCCAGGUCCUGAGGAGCAGGCAUCUGACAGGCGGCAGAGUCUGCUUUUUAGUCCCAGGAGAGAUGGCGACGAGAAGGGUCUAACUGAAAGCUGGAUGUACUCCAGGGACCCCACAAGCCACAGAACAGCAGCUCUCUAUCCCAGCCAUAGCCCAAGUAAGGUGCUCUUGGACUGGAGUGGAGAGGAGGAGGACUCAGUGCUUUUUCGCAGGGACAACCUGGCCAACAAGCCUUACUGCUCACAGGUAGAUUUUGUAUAUAGCCCAGAAAGGGGUGGAGGUCCAGCCUUUAAUCUCAGACAGGAUACCUUCAGAAGUGAGGUUCCUGCGCAGGCUGAGGGCAGCUUGCCAUCACCAGAGGAAAGCAGUUUCAUUCUCUCACUGUCCCACAUUGCAGUUCCUCGAUCCCCAGACCAAAGAGACACAGUCAUUGCACCUCUGAGAGAAGUCAACAAAGAUAGCCCAACUCUAACGACGGGAACAGUGAAAAACAGUAACCCUUUCCAAGGAGAAGACUCUGGAGGAGAAUUAGGCACAUGUUCUGAAUAUGCUUCUGGACUCAUGGCUCCCCUCACUGUGUCCCUGCUGGAGAGCCCAGACGAUGAGGGCUCUCCUUCCUUGGGGCAACUGGCUCUGGAUGGGGCUGCUCACAGUCUCGUGACAGAGGGCACAGGGGGACCAUCUGUGGGCCACACAGUAUCAUCUGGUGAUCAAGAGGGAGUCCUGCCAAAGACUUUGGAAACUAGGCACCUGUGGCUCGCCUCAUCCCCCCCUGACAAUAAGCCUGGUGGUGAUCUUCCAGCUCUAUCCCCAUCACCCAUCCCUCAGCACCCACCUGACAAGCUGUCUACCAAAGAGGCUGACCUGGGAGAGGCCUGCCAUGGCAGAGAGACUGCACUCUCCUCCCAGGACCACGUGGGUAGUAAGCAGUAUGAUGCUGACGCUGAGGAGACAGAGCUGGCCAGAUCCUGGAGUUUGCCAGGAAAGCCCUUCCCCACCACACAUAUUGGGUCAUCCCACUCUGGGUCUAAACUCACCCCAAGAACAGAAAGGAAUGAUGUGGCCAACCAGCCCUGGGCCCAGGAGAGAAAACAUCUAGCAGGACUUGAUUGGCGAGAGCUAGGUUUGUCCACAGACCCCAUCAAGUUGUCCUGCUAUGACAAGGACAUCACGUGGCUCAAACACAGGCCAAUCCCAAGGUGCUUGGCAAGGCCAGGCUCUUCCCUGGUCCCCAGCUGCUCUCCCAAGACUGCAAGGACCUUCUAUGAGCCCACCCUGGGGCAAGCACAGCAGGUGGUCAUUCGAGCACACCAGGAACAGCUGGAUGAAAUGGCCGAACUGGGCUUCAAGGAGGAGACCCUGAUGAGCCAGCUGGCUUCUAAUGAUUUUGAAGAUUUUGUGACCCAGUUAGAUGAAAUCCUGGCUCUGAAAUCGAAGUGCAUCCAGAGUCUGAGGAGCCAGCUGCAGCUGUACCUGGCCUGCCACAGGCCAGCUGUGGCCCCUGAGAGGACAGUCGUGUCCUAGAGCCCAGUCUGUACAGGAGCAGCAAGCUCCCAAGCCAACAAGAAGCAGGCCCCUUCCCACAUAGAGAUGG